Messenger RNA from Staurois parvus, 2866 nucleotides. Lineage: Eukaryota; Metazoa; Chordata; Amphibia; Anura; Ranidae. The record is from the annotation of a GenBank genome assembly.
AUGACAGGUUAUCAGCGGCUGUGGAGGUGCAGCCGGUGGCUGGGACAAUGCAGGGUCGGAUUACUGGGAGCGGCACCAGAGACUGGCUGGAGGCCGCACAUACGAGGCAGGCUUUACUCUGCUGUCAGCUCUCAGGAUGCAUCAAUCAGGACUCGGCUCAGCCGCUGUGUCAGCGCUGCCCAUUCUUCCAAUGUCCCCCGGCUGUGUACCGUCCACUGCCGAUCUGUACAUGAAUUCGGGAGUCGGGGCAGCGGUGCUUCCUCUGGAGAGGACGGGGCACAGUCCGGGGAAGGAGGAGAUGAGAGCAGUAGUGGGGAGGAUGGUGGAGGAGCAGAAGCCGCUUACAGCGCCCCCAUAGUCACUGCUCUCACCCCUCUCAUGAUUCCCGAGGUGUUCCCCAAUGUCCCUGUCAUUGCAGUGUCCAGGAACCCCCGUCUUCCCCAGGUUCGUCAAGAUCAUUGAGGUCAGAAACCCAAAUCUUAUGGCUCUUCUAAGGCGUAAAGUAAGGCUUGCCCAACCGUAUGCUGGAGUUUUUCUCAAGAGAGAUGACAAUAAUGAGUCAGAUUUGGUUGGAAGCCUGGAUGAAAUUUUCCACACUGGUACAUUUGUUCAGAUCCAUGAGAUGCAGGACAUGGAAGACAAGCUGCGAAUGAUCGUUAUGGGUCAUAGGAGGAUCCGCAUCAAUAAGCAGCUAGAUAUUGAAGCGGACGAUCCAAAUCCUGAGGAGAAAGCAGACGGGAAAAAGAGACGAAGAAGUCCAGCAAUCAGGAACACCAAUGAGGUUGCCAAGAGAGAGCAAGUAGUUGUGGAUCCAAACUCCCCGCCAGGAGUCCUUAUGGUCGAAGUUGAUAAUGUGACACAUGAAGAAUUCCAGAUAACUGAAGAAGUGAAAGCUCUCACUGCUGAAAUAGUGAAAAACUAUCCGUGAUAUUAUUGCUUUGAAUCCACUAUACAGGGAAUCUGUAAUGCAGAUGAUGCAAGCUGGACAGAGAGUGGUGGACAAUCCUAUUUACUUAAGUGACAUGGGUGCAGCACUGACUGGGGCCGAUUCCCAGGAACUGCAGGAUGUAUUAGAAGAGACAAAUAUCCCAAAACGCCUGUACAAAUCUCUUUCAUUGUUAAAGAAAGAAUUUGAACUAAGCAAGCUACAACAGCGUCUGGGCCGAGAGGUUGAAGAGAAGAUCAAACAAACGCAUAGAAAGUAUCUCCUACAAGAACAGCUAAAGAUUAUCAAGAAAGAGCUGGGCUUGGAAAAAGAAGACAAAGAUGCUAUUGAGGAGAAGUUUAGAGAGCGUUUAAAAAUCCUUACAGUUCCUAAACAUGUCAUGGAGGUCAUUGAUGAAGAGCUUGGCAAACUGGGACUACUUGACAACCAUUCCUCUGAAUUCAAUGUAACAAGAAACUACCUUGACUGGCUAACUUCCAUUCCUUGGGGAAAGUACAGUCAAGAGAACUUGGAUUUGCGGAGAGCAGAGGACGUUUUGGAGGAAGAUCACUAUGGAAUGGAAGAUGUCAAAAAGAGAAUCCUUGAGUUUAUAGCUGUAAGUCAGUUACGUGGAAGUACCCAGGGGAAGAUUCUUUGCUUUUACGGGCCACCUGGAGUGGGUAAAACUAGCAUUGCCCGUUCCAUUGCACGUGCCUUGAACAGGGAAUACUUCCGCUUUAGUGUUGGAGGAAUGACUGACGUAGCUGAGAUUAAGGGUCAUAGGAGAACUUAUGUUGGGGCCAUGCCAGGGAAAAUCAUACAGUGCCUAAAAAAGACAAAGACUGAAAAUCCCCUUAUUCUUAUUGAUGAGGUGGAUAAACUUGGUCGUGGGUACCAAGGUGAUCCAUCCUCUGCUCUCCUUGAGCUUUUGGAUCCAGAACAGAAUGCUAAUUUUCUGGAUCAUUACUUGGAUGUUCCCGUUGACUUGUCUAAGGUCCUUUUCAUCUGCACAGCCAAUGUUACAGAAACUAUUCCAGAGCCUCUGAGAGACCGUAUGGAGAUGAUCAAUAUAUCUGGAUAUGUAGCCCAGGAGAAGUUGGCCAUAGCAGAGAGGUAUCUCGUGCCACAGGCACUAACUUUGUGUGGGCUGGAUGAAGGGAAAGCUCAGAUCACAUCUGACGCACUCACUGUUUUAAUCAGGCAGUAUUGCAGGGAGAGUGGAGUACGGAAUUUACAGAAACAAGUAGAAAAGGUCCUUCGAAAGGCUGCCUACAGUAUUGUGAAUGGGGAGGCUCAGUCUGUGGAUGUAACAGAGUCCAACCUUCAGGAUUUUGUUGGAAAGCCCAUCUUCACUGUGGACAGGAUGUAUGAGGUCACCCCACCUGGGGUUGUGAUGGGCCUAGCUUGGACUGCUAUGGGUGGAUCUACCCUGUUUAUUGAGACCUCUCUUCGACGUCCAUUGGACAAAGAAAAUAAAGAUGGUUCCCUUGAAGUAACAGGACAGCUUGGGGAUGUUAUGAAGGAAAGUGCCAAGAUUGCAUAUACAUUUGCCCGUGCCUUCCUGAUGAGGAAACAACCAGAUAAUAACUUUUUGGUUACCUCACAUAUUCACUUGCAUGUUCCAGAGGGUGCUACACCAAAGGAUGGCCCUAGUGCGGGAUGCACUAUUGUUACUGCUCUUCUUUCCUUAGCUUUGGGACGUCCUGCCCGCCAAAAUGUGGCAAUGACGGAGAGGUGUCUUUAACAGGAAAAAUCCUACCUGUAGGCGGUAUCAAAGAAAAAACUAUAGCCGCUAAAAGAGCAGGUGUCACCUGUAUCAUCCUUCCAUCAGAGAAUAAGAAAGAUUACUAUGACCUGGCCUCGUUCAUCACUGAGGGACUAGAGGUGCAUUUUGUUGAGCACUAUGAAGAGAUCUAUGGCAUUGUGUUUCCAGAUCCCUGA